Messenger RNA from Hyla sarda, 7021 nucleotides. It is a transcript of the gene ERBIN, whose product is annotated as erbb2 interacting protein. Gene Ontology annotation, biological process: neurotransmitter receptor transport postsynaptic membrane to endosome; neurotransmitter receptor transport, endosome to postsynaptic membrane. The record is from RefSeq and is a predicted model, not a curated record. Bases 733 to 4950 code for a protein of 1405 amino acids. Gene Ontology annotation, cellular component: adherens junction; postsynaptic density; postsynaptic membrane. The transcript has 28 exons. Lineage: Eukaryota; Metazoa; Chordata; Amphibia; Anura; Hylidae. Gene Ontology annotation, molecular function: protein binding.
CUGAGAGAGUGCUGCCUGUGUGUGUCUGUAUGCAGGGUGCGGCUCUAUAGUGCGACACUGUGCCCCCCAACACAGCACCCUAGUGACCCCCUCUAAUACUCAAAGACUCAGGGGGGGCAUCCAAGGAUCCAAGCACUUAGAAUCCUCCAUCUCCAGACCCCUUCUUAUCCCCUCCCAGCCCUGAGCCCCCCACCACACUCCACACUUUUCAUCUCCUCCCCCCUUAGCACUUUUAAUCCCCCCCUUUUUAAGAUUUUUUUUUUUUUUUAUUCUUUAAUUUGCUCCUCCUCCUCCAGGAAAAGAGAAAAGAGAACAGAAUAAACCUGCAUGAGCAAGAGGGAAACUUCAUCUGCUAUUUCAUCUGGAACUUCUACAUUUCGUUUGUGUUGGGUGAUUUUUUUUGGAGCUGGAAAUUUAUCUGGAUUUAUAUUUCUGGGGAAACAGUUCUGAGGAGGAUUUUAAAGGCAAAGUAGAAACUUCUAUUGGAUUGUGUCUUUUUUAUUUAAAGUUUUAAAAGGCGAAACAGAAAGGAAGAAGAGAUCAAGUCAGAACAGGACAAGGUGUCUUCUUGCUUAGUAUCUGCUUGACAACAAAUGUCUAGAUUUCAGAAGAUACUUUCUGUUAUACUGUGAACUGAAAAAAAGAAGGCAGGAAGGGCCGUGUUAUCGGAAUGUUGGCUUUGCAAGCUCAGGGAGGAAACAGCAGGGAGCAAAAAACAGAGAGUGCCUGAAAAUGACUGCAAAGAGGAACCUGUUUGUGCGGCUGGUGCCGUGCCGGUGUUUGCGGGGAGAGGAAGAAACUGUGACCUCACUUGACUAUUCUCACUGCAGCCUGGAACAGGUGCCGAAAGAGAUUUUCACAUUUGAGAAAACCUUGGAGGAACUUUAUUUGGAUGCCAACCAGAUUGAAGAGCUUCCCAAGCAACUAUUCAACUGCCAGUCUCUGCACAAGCUGAGUUUGCCAGACAAUGACCUAACAAUAUUGCCAGCAUCUAUAGCAAAUCUCAUUAAUCUCAGGGAACUAGAUGUCAGCAAGAAUGGUAUACAGGAGUUUCCAGAAAAUAUUAAGAAUUGUAAAGUUUUGACAAUCGUCGAAGCAAGCGUCAAUCCAAUUUCCAAGCUCCCAGAUGGAUUUUCACAGCUGUUAAACUUGACUCAGUUAUACCUAAAUGAUGCUUUUCUUGAUUUCUUGCCAGCUAAUUUUGGCAGGUUAACGAAACUUCAAAUUUUGGAACUUCGGGAGAAUCAGUUAAAAAUGUUACCAAAAACUAUGAAUAGACUUACACAGCUUGAGAGACUGGAUCUCGGAAGUAAUGAAUUCACAGAAGUGCCUGAAGUACUUGAACAAUUGAGUGGGUUAAAGGAAUUCUGGAUGGAUGGCAAUAGACUUACCUAUAUUCCAGGGUUUCUUGGAAGUCUGAAACAACUGAUAUACUUAGAUCUGUCAAAAAACAACAUCGAAAUGGUGGAAGACGGAAUUUCGGGGUGCGAAAGCUUACAAGACCUGCUGCUGUCGAGCAAUGCCAUUCAACAGUUACCAGAAUCUAUUGGUGCCCUGAAAAAAUUGACAACUCUGAAAAUAGAUGAAAACCAGCUCAUGUAUUUACCAGACACCAUAGGGGGGCUGGUUUCCCUUGAAGAGCUGGAUUGCAGUUUCAAUGAGAUUGAAGCUUUACCUUCCUCAAUCGGGCAAUUUUCUCAGAUACGGACGUUUGCUGCUGAUCAUAACUUCUUAAUACAGCUUCCCCCAGAGAUUGGACACUGGAGAAGUGCCACUGUAUUGUUCCUACAUUCUAACAAAUUGGAGUGUCUCCCAGAAGAGAUGGGAGAUAUGCAGAAACUGAAGGUCAUAAAUCUAAGUGACAACAGACUAAAGAAUUUGCCCUUUAGCUUCACAAGACUGCAGCAACUCACAGCAAUGUGGUUGUCAGAUAAUCAGUCCAAGCCGCUCAUCCCACUGCAGAAGGAGACCGAUCCAGACACACAGAAAACCGUCUUAACUAACUAUAUGUUCCCGCAACAGCCAAGGACUGAUGACAUUAUAUUCUCUUCAGACAAUGAGAGCUUUAACCCAUCAUUGUGGGAGGAGCAGAGGAAACAGCGCGCUCAAGUUGCCUUCGAGUGUGAUGAUGACAAGGAUGAACGGGACAUUCCAGCCCGGGAAGGUAAUCUGAAGAGAUAUCCAACACCGUACCCCGAUGAGUUGAAAAACAUGGUGAAAACUGUGCAGACCAUAGUGCACCGAUUAAAAGAUGAAGAAAAGGCUGAGGAAGCCAAUAGAGAAGUGAAGCAAAAUGAAGCCCAGCAACAGCACACGAAAGACACAGGAGUUAAGGUUACAGAACCUGUCCCAGCUAAAAAUGAUGUAGAAGAAAAAGAAAAUAGUAUUGUGGGGAACUGUAUUCAGAAACCUUAUGAGCCAGAACCUCAGAACACAAUAGGAAACUCGCAACCAACUAAUCUCACGAAAAACCUCUGGAAUGCAAAAACUGUUGUCAACCAUGACGAGACACUAGAGGAGUCAGAAGACCUGUCAUAUGAUGAAGAAAUGAAGAUGGCAGAAAUGCGGCCACCGCUCAUAGAGACAUCUAUGAAUCAACCUAAAGUGGUGGCUCUGAGCAACAACAAGAAAGAUGAUAUUAAGGAUGCAGACUCUUUGUCCGAUGAAGUGACCCACAACAGUAAUCAGAACAACAGCAACUGCUCCUCACCAUCCCGUAUGUCUGACUCCGUCUCACUAAACACUGAGAGCAGCCAUGAUACCUCCCUGUGCUCGCCUGAAAAAGAGUCCAGCAUUGCCAUGAGCUUGAAAUUAAGACACGAAGAUGAAAACUUAAACAAUAUUUUACAUAAUGGGAGCAAGUUAAAUACUGUCGAUGAGAGAGCGAUAUCUGACAUACCCUCACCAAACAGCGAAGAGGAUUUAGUUCAAGAGAAAAGAAUGAACAAUACCAGUGAGAUGGCACAAAAUCUGAACCAGAUAAACAUCAAUAAUAACCUUACAACAGAUGAUGGCCUGUACUCUGAUACCCUGGAUCGGCCAUUGAUAUCACAGGAAGUCCUUUCGGGGAAGGGAUUUACAAACAAUAAACGGGAGAUGGAAGUUUUGGAGAACAGAAAAACAUACCCAGAUCUGUGUACAAUCAACAAAGUGAAUGGACAUUCCCAAGACGAACAGAUGUCCCCAGAUAUGAGUGACCCGGUGAGAAGUGCAUCAGAGGAUUCAGUGCCUUCAUUCGAAAUGUGUGUUUCAAAAAGUACCGACGAUUUGUCUCCUCAGCUUGGAGAUUCUAUGAAUUCUGUUGUAAAAUCCCAUAGUGUAACCAACAUUGAGGCUGGUGGACUGAGGAUCUAUGAUAUCCUUAGUGACACUGGCUCUCCACAGCCCACAUAUGUUGGUAAAUCUGCAGCAAUGGGAGCUGACGGACAAAAUAUUGUUAGAAGCAAAUCGGCCACUCUUCUAUAUGAUCAACCUUUGCAGGUUUUCCCUAGCUCCUCUUCUUCUUCAGAUCUGCUAUCUUCUGGAAAAAAAACUGUUUUCAAAUUUGAUUCCAACCACAACCCAGAGGGGGCAUACACCAUGAGAGCCCCUGCAGCAUCUCAGAUGGCUGCUGUGCCUCAGUAUAAUGUUCAGUAUAGUGCAAACAGUGCUUCAGCCAAGGACAAUCUGUGGUCUCCAAAACAGAGCAUUCCUAUGGACCAAGGAAGCUUACCACCUCCACGUUACCAUAUAUCAGAAAGCAAUGAUAGUCCCAACUAUGCCAAACACCCUGCCAACCUGAACUUCUCUAAUCAUAAUAAUGUGAGGUCAAGUAAUAUGUACAGUGUGCCUCAGAGAAUGGGACCGAGGCACAUGGAAGCAUGGGCCAUGUCCCCAAAUGACAGAGUCCCUCAAGGCGCUAGUCGCAACACUCUUCAAAGACAAGGCAGUGUCUCCUCCAAUGCUUCUAUGACUAUAGGUGAUCCAGGACCCAUCAGAAGGGUUGUGGUACCAGAAGGGGACUAUAUGACAUACAGAGAAUUACAUUCAAUGACAAGACCAUCACAUAUGGUGGCAGGUCCACAAAGACCUAUGUCAGCUAGGACAUACAGUAUUGAUGGCCCUAAUGUACCAAGACCCCAAAGUGCAAGACCUUCUGUUAAUGAUAUUCCCGAGAGAACAAUGUCUGUCAGUGAUUUUAACUACUCUCGGACUAGUCCUUCCAAAAAGCCAAAUGCUAGGGUUAAUUCUGAACAUUCUUUACUGGACCCACAAGGCCGGGGUAAAGUCCCUCACGAUUGGCGGGAACAGGUCUUACGGCACAUAGAAGCAAAAAAACUUGAAAAGAGCAUGCUGUCACGGUCCUUUAAUUCCACUUACACUGCAGCUAGCGGUUCUCUGUAUGGCAGCUCUAGAGAUCUGCAUGGCAGCCAGGGCAGUGUUGCCAUGAGUGUAGCUGACAGAAGAGGUUCUGGUGUUCACAUACUUCGUCACCCGACAGCUGGGAGCACCGGGGAACCCACCCAAGAUGAUGUGUUUGGACCUGGACAGCAAAACUACGCAACACUGGUCUCCAAGGAUAGUGCCUCUGAUAGUGGAAAGAAGAUGCUUUUGAGCAAUGGCCAGAUGAGCCAGCCAUCGAGGUCACAGAACAACUACAGCCAGCUCCUUCCUCACCAUCCCCAGCCAGCUGUGGUCAGGGUACGGCUGCUGAAGGAUCCUGAGCUUGGUUUCAGUAUAUCAGGAGGUGUUGGUGGUAGAGGAAACCCUUUCAGACCUGGUGAUGAUGGAAUAUUUGUGACACGAGUACAGCCUGAAGGACCAGCAUCCAAAUUAUUACAGCCUGGGGACAAAAUUCUACAGGCAAAUGGAUACAGUUUCCUAAACAUUGACCAUGGACAAGCGGUGUUGCUUCUCAAGAAGUUUCAGAGUGCAGUCGAGCUGAUUGUUUUACGGGACGGAGCUGUGUAAAGAAACACAAAAAUGGACGGAAAAGCCAGCAAUGUGUCAAGAGACUCAUUAGUAUCAAAAAACUAUUUUUCUAUGUACAUACAUAAAAGCAACAUAGAGUGAUAAAAAAAAAACAAAUCUGAACAUGCACUUGGAUUUUGAUAAAAAGAUAAACAAUUUAUACAGAGCUGAAAUGUCGAAUACGUGGGUUGUAAACCACUGUGGAUAAGACAGCCGGGGUCAAAUGCCUUGUCGUCUGGGUGUUUGAAUGUUUGCUGAAAGUGGCGCUUACAAGAACAAACCUGUGCUGUUUUUGUACAGAAUGUAGGUUUAUUUUUGGAUAACGUGUAUUACUAAAAUCUGUACGAUAGAAAAAAAAAAGAGCCUCAACUGUAGCGAUGAGCAGGUGAGUGUCAGAGCGUUCUCUUCUGUAUGUGUAAGCCUUUCUCUCUUCACACCUGGUAUCACACUUUGUUUUUUUUAUACAUUUUUCUGAAUCAAAAACCACUUGUGUAGAGUCAGGCAGGUUGAUGUUGACGUUGGCUUUGCUAUGUGUAAAUGGUUUAGCAAAUGGUGUAGCAAAGUGGCGCGUGUGGUUAGCCAGGUAAUGGAGCCACCUGUCCUAUCGGAUUUCAUUGAACAUGCAGGAAAUAAGUGCUCUUUUCUUUAAUCAUGGGGAUCUCAAUGCCGAAAGCAAUUUAUUUUCUUUUUUUUAAAGACAAGGACAGCAUACAUUUUUCUAAUAACCGUGAUAUCAACUGUUUGAUAUUUUUUUUAAGUGUUUUUUUUUUUUUUCUUUUUUGGGAGGUAAUUUUUAUUAUGUGCAAUUUACAUUUUUUUAUUGUAAUGACAAACAUAUGGGAAAGUGUGUUUACAUGUUUUGGAAAUUUGACACCUGUUCACAUGCAAUAUAAAAGAUGUUGCCAAGGCUGACAUUAGCCUUGGUCGUUCUAGACAAGAUGAUAGCUCAGCCUAGACCGGCAGCAUCUCUUCAUGGUGCCUACAAUUUUCAUCCAUUUUUUUUUUUUUUUUUUUCAGUACUCUGGACUGUCCCAAAUAGGCUGUGUGCUAGGCGGACCAGGUUUAUUAGUUAACCUUUGCUACUGGUCCAUGUUUUUUCCACGGAGGAAAACCUGGUUCUGCCCAUGAACUAUAGGCCACAGCUUCAAUUUGUUUUGUAGAGACGGUGUGACAUUACACCUGCAUUUCUUCACUUUUUACAUGGGACAGAAUGGCCUCUUACUUGCUAAAUGUGGUAGUGUUUGGUGCUAGGUAACCAAAGCAAGUGCAUGGAAAUGCAGCAGAAUCAUGAAGCAUUUUUGGCAGUAGCUACAGUCUUCAAGGGGUCCCAUGGACCCAUCGUCAGUUUGUAAAGUCAGAGAUUUAAAAAAAGGGCUCUUUCUACAGGGAACACUGAAAUGUGAAUUACAUGUGCUAGAGUCAUUAAAGGGUUUCUAACGCUAUACUGUGUAGUGAUUUACCACAAGCUGCCUUUGUUCCUUAGUCCUGUAAAUAUUUCCAAUGGCAUUUAAUUUUUUCCACAAAAAAACAUUGGUUGAUUACUUGUAGCUAUUUUUUCAUUAACGGUUCUGGUGUAAAUAGGUGGGGACUGCAGCGCUUCAGUACAUGUAGCUAUUAAAGACCAGGGAUAAGUGCCAUAGAUGACCAAUUACUGUUUAUUUUAGGGCUAAUUAUAAUAUUUGUUUUAACGAGAUCCAUAUUAUGACACUUGUUUUAUUAACUUACAAAUUUAUAUUUAUGAUGGGCCAGUAACACCGCCCCUGGGGUCCCUGUCCAAUGUCUGUACUUUUUUAAAUACAUGCAUAUAAUUUAUUUUUUACUCCAUAUUAGAUACAUUUGGACUGAUUUUAGAUCGGGAGUCUCAUGUAUAAGAAAAACUAGCAGAGUCAAAAAAUUAGGGGCAUCUUGUUACUAGCAGAACUGUGGGUACGGAACCUGUUUGGCAGCUCAUGUUGUCCUUAAAGGGGUAAUCUGCUGCUCAGCAUUUGGAGCAAACUGUUCCAAACGCUGGAGCCGACGCCGGGAGCUCAUGCCGUCAUAGCCCCGCCCCCUCAUGAUGUCACUCCCCGCC